ACGGAGAGAGAGCAGUGGUGAAGUGGGACUAGAGCGAGGGAUCCAAGCCGACAGCUUUCUUAAUAGAGCAUGAUUAACUCAGUUGAGAAGCAGGGACUCGUUGUGUUACAGCAGCAUUUCCAGCUCCAUAUUCGGAUGUAAACGUGUAGGAUUUACAUGAUGUCGGCGGUACAUUUGUUUCUGAAGGCAGGUUUAAUAAUGGACCCACCACAAAACUUCAAACGAUGGCUGCGUUUUUUAUUCUUUAGCCUCCUUUUUGGUGUUUCGUUCGGAGAAGUCCGUUAUGUCCUUCCAGAGGAGAUGCAGCGGGGCUCUGUGAUCGGGAAUGUUGCGCGGGAUCUGGAGCUGAAAGUGACAGAGCUUGGUGCUCGUCGCGCCCGGGUUGUUGCUGAAGGAACCGGCCAGCUGUGUGAACUGGACACUGCGUCAGGCAAUCUUUUGAUCAGCCAGCGGAUAGACCGAGAGGAGCUCUGCGCGCAAGCAGCUGUCUGCAUCCUACAGUAUCAGCUCUUACUGGAGGCUCCCCUCCAAGCACACAGCUUAGUUCUGGACAUUGCUGAUAUAAAUGACAACAGCCCAGUUUUUGCUGCUGGAGACAUAAAUCUGGAUUUAGUCGAAUCCACAGUCCUGGGGAGGCGCUUUCCAUUGGAGAGCGCGCAUGACCCCGAUCUGGGCACCAACUCAAUACGUGAAUAUAAACUGAGCCCGAACGAUCAUUUUGCACUGGAAAUGAGCACGCAAAUAAACGGCAAUGCCUAUCCGGAACUUGUUCUUAAAAAGCCCCUGGACAGGGAGGCAAAGGCUGAACAUCUACUGAAAAUCAAUGGAAUUGACGGGGGUAAUCCAGUGAGAUCAGGAACCGCCUCUAUACACGUCCGUGUUUUGGAUGCCAAUGACAAUGUCCCAGUUUUUAGCCAACGAGUUUACAAAGCGUCUGUGCCAGAAAACUCUGCCGUAGGGACUGUCAUAUUGACACUGAACGCCACGGACUUGGAUGAAGGGGUUUAUGGGGAGAUAACCUACUCUUUCAGUCACCUUUCAGACAAGGUCGCAGGAGUUCUUGAUAUGAAUCCCCUGACUGGAGAAGUACGGGUAGUUGGUCUCAUUGACUAUGAGGAGGCUAGUACGCACGAGUUAGAUGUUCAGGCUAAAGAUGGAGGUGGUCAGGCCUCUCACUGUAAACUUAUAAUUGAUGUCAUUGACGUAAAUGACAAUGAGCCUGUGAUAGAAAUAAAGUCAGCAUCUGCAAACAUAGGUGAAGACUCUAAACCAGGUACCAUGGUUGCUCUGAUUAAUAUCUAUGACAUGGACACUGGAAGCAGUGGGCAAGUCACAUGUACGAUCCCAGACAAUGUUCCAUUUAAAUUUGUUUCAGAGGUGAAAAACUAUUACAUGUUAGUGACUGACGGGAAACUAGACAGAGAGCUUCAGCCAGGGUAUAACAUCACAAUAACUGCCACUGAUGCAGGCUCCCCCUCACUAUCCAGUGUAAAAGUUCUAACAAUCGUGGUUAUUGAUAUAAACGACAACCCCCCGACUUUUAUGCAGAGCGAGUACAAUGCCAACAUAUUGGAAAACCAACCAAUUGGAACGUUUGUCAUGAAAGUGAAAGCGGAGGACACUGACGAUGGACCUAAUGCUAAAGUGCUAUUCCAAAUUUCAACGGACACAAACUCAGAAGUGACCUCUUUUCUCACCAUCAACUCAGACACGGGGGAGCUCUUCACGUCUCGUCUCUUCGAUUAUGAACAGUCAGUUCACUUCCAAAUCAAGGUGAUCGCUCGGGAUGGAGGCGACCCCCCGCUCUCUGCUACCUGCACGAUACACGUUUUCAUUAAGGACCAAAAUGACAAUACACCAGCGGUCCUAUAUCCUGUCCAGUCCAACAGGUUCAUCGCUGAAGAUAUGGUGCCAAUAGAAGCACCCAGAGGGUACCUGGUUACUAAAGUGGUAGCUGUGGAUGCAGACUCUGGCCACAACGCCUGGCUUUCUUACAAAAUAGUCAGAGCAACGACACCUAACCUGUUUAUGGUGGGUCUGCACACAGGUGAAAUCAGAACAGCGCGACCAUUCAUGGAGGAUGAGGAACAGAAACAGACUGUUGUUGUUUUGGUAACGGACAACGGGCCAGAAUCUCUCUCCGCCACUGCUACAGUCAGCAUAGUAAUCGGGGAUGGGCUGCCGGUUUUAAAUGAACUUUUUGAGUUUGCUGAUGAAUCACAGGACAGCUAUAACCUCACGCUCUAUUUGAUCAUCGCUCUGUCAACCGUUUCUUUCCUUUUCCUCCUUUUAAUCUUCGGGGUGUUUUAUUUUAAACUGUGCCGGCGGAGUCAUGUUUACCGUUCAACAACUGCCAGUCUCCCCGUCUUCCCCACAACCUACUGCCCCACUGGUUUUACAGACUUCAGUCAUUGUGGGACUCUGCUAAAUGAUGAUCGCUAUGAUUCCUUCUUGACCACUGGCUCGUGGCGAGGGGAUUUCCGUUUUGGCGCAAACACUGACACUGACACACUGAAGAAAAGAAGCGCAGCCUAUCAGAAAAACACCCUGAGGCGUAUUAGUGCAGACAGAGCUACUCUGAAGGUGAGGGCAGGUGUACCUCACCCUUGCUACGUGGUCAAGUGAGAAUCGACCAUAACAUAUAUAGCACAUAUACAGUAUGGUCAAAUAUUCCCGGCCCCUUCUGACUGUCAAAUUAAUUAUAAUUCCAUUAUUUUUUAUCAAGGUUGAAUAGAAUUACUAGUAAAUACCAUACUGUUAUGUUCACUUUUCUACAAGUAUUUGGAUGAAAAUGAUGUAAGUGCAUCACAAUGUUUUGUAAUGGUCUUAGAGAUUUGUAUAUUACCUUAUUCCUGUUUCGCCUGAAAUGUGAUCAUGAGUUUAAAUGGUGAUCUUAACCUUGUGUCUUCUGAAAUACAUUUUGAAAACAGUAUAAACUAUGCCGUUUGAUUUAAUAAAGCAAUUAUGCUGUUCAAUUAUAUACAGCUUCUUGUGUAACAUCAGUCAGGUUUGUUUUGAAUGCCUGCCUAAUUAUAUUAUUGUACACUAGUUUGAACUAUUUUACUCUCUUUUCUCGAUUGCUGGGUUGCCAUGUUUAUUUUUCUCUCAGUUGUUAUUUGCUUAUAUGAAUUGUUGCCACAUCCUAACAACCUAAACAGAUGGUUGUAUGGUAUUAAUGAAAAACAUAAGCAUGAGUUUCUCUCUGAUAAAAUCUCAUAAUAUAUAAAUAUUAAAUAUGUCCAUUAAGAAGAUAAAUAUAACCAAUAACCUUAUGUUGAUGUGUCUCAUAUUUUGCAUUUACAAUGCAUGGCAGUCCUCUGACUAUAUUAACCCAUAUGUCUUCUGAGAUUGAUACAGUUGAUAUAAUAUAUAGUCUGAGCUGUUGGUUCGCUUCGUCUGUGGUAAACUUGUCUUUGCCUUGUUUUUGAAAAACAAUCUCUUUUCAGCUGGAAUACAUUCAAUUCAGUUUUUGGAAACUGCUUUUAUGUUUUCAGAAAGUUACACAUGAUUUGUUGUGACAGACAUUUAAAGCUUAACAUUUGCACUACAUGUCAUGACUUGAAAAAUGUUUGAACAGACUGUAUAUUUCUGAAAAAUAAACAUUAAGAGAUGAUUGUGUUACACUUCUCCAUGAGCAUGACCUGCUGCACAGAAGUUGUGAAAGACAUGAGUGAAGCUCAGUAACAGAAACUUAACCACACGGUUAUCAUAACAACAACACUUGGUAAAGCAAAUUCACCCCCCAAAAACUUGUAAGCCACACAGUCAAUAAAAAGGACAGU
This is a messenger RNA of Platichthys flesus (European flounder), 3782 nucleotides long. Its product is annotated as protocadherin beta-15. Bases 157 to 2625 code for a protein of 822 amino acids. The transcript has a single exon. Lineage: Eukaryota; Metazoa; Chordata; Actinopteri; Pleuronectiformes; Pleuronectidae. The record is from RefSeq and is a predicted model, not a curated record. Gene Ontology annotation, biological process: homophilic cell-cell adhesion. Gene Ontology annotation, molecular function: calcium ion binding. Gene Ontology annotation, cellular component: plasma membrane.